GAAUCCAAGGUAAAGCAACUAUAUAUGAUAAAUAAUUUAUGUUAUAAAGUAAUAGUCAAAGGUAGUACUUGAGUAAAAGUACUUGGAUACCCACUCCUCUGGUGUCAUAUGUCGGGUUGUCCUCAGCCAUCAGUGGGGGGAGGUGAAGGGGAAUGACAGGGGCGGACUGGCUCUAACUUUAGGAGAGUGUGUCAGUGUGGCCGCCGCUGCCUUCGGAGGAGCACCCGCAGCUUCAGUGGUGAUUGACAGAGAUCCUGGUUGCUAUGGCGUCAGCCAAUGAAAACGCGGAGAACGGUGAUCAGACGGUACCUGACAAAGAUGAGGAGGGUGGAGACAUCCGGGGAGUUCAGUCUCAGUACCUGCGCUGCGCCUCCCCCAGUUUCUCCAUGGCGUCGGAGUCCAGGUUCUCCGCUAUCUCUGGAUCUGACGCUGCAAGCAUUUUCAUGGAGCCCAUCCACCUCUCUUCAGCCAUCGCCGCCAAGAAGAUCAUUCAUGAGGAGCUGCCGCCCCGUGGCGUACGUACGGAGUCUAUCCCGGAAUCCAUGCUGGAAACAGCCGAGCAGUUGAUGGUGGAGGACCUCUACAACCGCGUCCGGGACAUGAUUGACGACCGCAGCCCCUAUAACACCCCCUGUGUGCUGGACAUCCAGAGGGCGAUGGUGCAGGAGCGCUUGGAGGCUCCUACCAACCCCGUGGACGAAGUGUGGCCAAACAUCUUUAUCGCUGAGAAGUCUGUUGCUGUCAACAAAGCCCGUCUGAAGCGAAUGGGGAUCACGCACAUCCUAAACACGGCUCACGGAACCGGAGUCUACACCAACGAGUCCUUCUACGCUGGCAUGAAGAUCCAGUACAUGGGCAUCGAGGUGGACGACUUCCCUGAAGCCGAUAUCUCACAACACUUUCGACCAACCGCUGAAUUCCUAGAUGAGGCUCUGCUCACACAUAAAGGGAAAGCUCUUGUGGUUUCCAUGAUGGGCAUUAGUCGCUCUGCUGUCCUGGUGGCGUCUUACCUGAUGAUCUUCCAGAAUAUGACCAUCAUGGAAGCCCUCACAGCCAUACGGAAAAAACGUGCCAUAAACCCCAACGAGGGUUUCCUGAAGCAGUUGCGAGAGCUCAACGAGAACCUGCUGGAGGAGCGGGACGACGACGAUGAAACGCUCAGCCAGUGCUCGGUGAUCGACGCCCGUACCCGAGCCCAGAUCUUUGGUGAAGCCUCGGUUGACGAUGAUGACGAUACAGAUAAAGAGGAAGAACAGAGUAUGCUGGAGGUGAAAGCCCACUCCAUAAUGAUGGAAGAGGAGGAGGAUGGAGGGAGCGUGAUGAGCAGUGUGGCCUCGUCCGCGGCUGCUGCAGCGCUCAAAAGUGGACUGGUUGGGCCGCAAAAUGGGCUUGACGGCCAAGACUCCUCCAGCGUCAAAGAGAAGCUAGUUCUGCUUGAGAAUGGCAAGCAGAAUGCUGAGGACGAUGACGACAGCCUUGACACCAUGAUCCGGGAGUGGCAGCGCAGGAAUGAGAAAUACCAGAACGAGGAGUGGUGGGAGGCGCAGCUCAACAGCGAGGACGAGGACGUGGAGUCCCUCCUCGGGGUCCAUCCAAGGCGAGCAAAAGACCCGGCCGACGCCGAUACGGAAAGUGUCACCAGUGAGCAAGUAAAAGCAGUUAAGGAGAAGAUCAAGAGUCGCAUCAAGCGCCCGCCUUCGGAGGCAAUGUCGACCUCCAGCUGUAUGAGCUACUCCGAUCUCUGGAAGCAAAGACUCAAGGAGAUUGAGAAGGAAGCCGCUGCCCGCUACAGAAGGAAAGAGGACGACGAAGGCAGCGAGAGCGCAGCUACAGGCGCCGGAGAAGGAAAGACAAGAGUGGACGAUGAAGUGGAGAGCAUACUCUCUGACACCAGCUCCAUGUACAACUUUUGUCAGAAGAACAAGGAGAAGAUGACGCCUCUAGAGCGCUGGCGCGUCAAAAGAAUCCAGUUCGGCUGGAACAAGAAAGAACGUGAGGACGGAGAGAAGAGUUCCGUCGCAGACGGCGAGGAAGAUGCUAAGACCGUUUCCUUCAAAGAGGUCAAUCUGACCGCUUACCAGGCGUGGAAGCGGAGGCAGCAAAAGCGCCUCGGCGAGGAGAACACCGAUGAGAUCGUGGAGCUCAGUCGGGGCGAGGACUCAGCCACGAUCAAACGGAGACAGAGGCGCGAGGAGAUUCUGGAGCGUUCCAAGAAAACCUUAGAGGAAAGUCAGUCCAUGUGUGGCUGGGAGGCAGAAAGCUGCGUUAGCGGAGGGACGAUACCUCUAUCGGCCUUCUGGGCAGGAGCCGGCGUCACAGGCACCCCUAGUGUCGCCAACGAUGAUAACAUGUCCAUGCUCAGUGGCAGGUCUUCUAACAUAUCCUCCGUUUCACAAGCUCGCAGCUCACGAUCCUCGCUGUCCGUUGUACCUCCCGUACCACCAAUCCUCCCAGUUCCAACUGUGCAAGGCCCCACUGGAGAACCGAUGGUCAACCUGUCCAGUAUCCAGAACUGGAUCGCCAACGUUGUCUCCGAGACGAUCAAACAGAAGCAGAGCGAAAUGAGCCUGCCCCCUCCCUCACAAGCCGGAUCUGAACUUAGCUUCGGAGGUGGGACGAGCCUCCUUGCAAGCCGAGUUGCAGACGACGACAGGGCGUCUUUGCUAAGUGGGGCUUCCUACUCCAGCGCCCUCUCCAAAGGUCGGGGUCGAGCCUCGUCUGUCCUGUCGGACAGUAGGUUGAGCAGCGCCUCUAGCCUCAGUGGGCGAGGCUCUGCCCUCAGAUCCAACUUUGACUCCACUUUAGGCUCAAAGAAAAAGAAGAUCACUACCACCAGUGUCCCCUUGUUCAGCCUCUUCCAGGACCAGGUCAACCUGGACAAGUUGGAUUGCAUGGACAAGGAGAUGAAGUCAGAGAUGAGGGAGAAGAUGGCCAAGUAUGAAAAGAAGAAGAUCCUGGAGGACAACAGACGCAGCACCCUGUACAAGAAGAAGAAAGCGAAGGAGGACGAUGAUGAGGAAGAGGAGGAGAGGAAAAAGAGAGAGGAGGAGUUUCUUGAGGAAUCAAAGAAGAAGGAGAAACCAAAGAGGACAUAUGGCUUAUCGGGAUGCCUCAAUCUUAAUCCAGCACUGGAGAAAGACAAGGACACCAGCGUCGACGACUGGCUAAAAAGCGUCCGACCUCCCCAAAGGAAACCAUUUUCAGAGGAAGAGCCAUCAGAAGAUCCGUACGACGAUCUUGAUGCGUCGGCAUCCGAGUUUGACUUCUCAAGCCGCGGGGCGUCCUACUCUCCAGAAGACGACGACGAGGAACCAUACACGACAAGGUUACGGUCCAGAAACCGUGACGACCUACCAGGUCAAAGCAGGGAGCUUUUGCGCGAAAGGUUCGUGCAGUCCCAGACCAGCAGGUUGCGCAGGACUCAGGAGGAGGACGAGGAAACGGAGAGCGACUUCUCCUCCAGGAGAAGGUUGUUGUAUGAAGGCAGGGAGACGGGAGCAACGGCGACCAGAAAGGAGGACAACGACAGUGACGGGGAUGAAGAUGUGGCCGCUUUCAUCGCCCAAACCAGACAGAGGAUCAGAGCCCGGGCUCUCGCCGAGGCCGAAGACGACGAGGUGCUGGCUGCGUGGCGAGCACAGCAGGAAGCGAAGUAUCCGAGCAGGAGUGACUCAUAGGAGAAUUACCAGAGUGCUGUGAGAUCAGAUCCAUAUCAUUUCUUGUUUUUAAAAAAGUUCUUCAACGUUUUCACAAGACAUAGAAAAAGUGUGCAGCAUAGAUGUAGCAUGAUAAGUCAAAUUCAUUAUUUUAGUCAAAAUUUUGUAUGAAAUUCUCGAAGGUUCUGAGCUAAACUCACAUCCAAAAUUAAAAUGAAUUCAGUUUUGUCAUUUCUUGUCGUUAAGUCAAACAGCAUCUCAAACACAUUUGAAACAAAAAAAAUCAAUGUAAUUUGUAAUAUUCCAAUAUAUAUUUUGGCAAUAAAUGUUUGCACAAAUA
Molecule: messenger RNA, 3996 nt
Organism: Oryzias melastigma (Indian medaka)
Lineage: Eukaryota; Metazoa; Chordata; Actinopteri; Beloniformes; Adrianichthyidae
Gene: styxl2
Product: dual specificity phosphatase 27
Exons: 6
Coding region: 264-3677 (1137 amino acids)
Biological process (GO): negative regulation of MAPK cascade; protein dephosphorylation
Cellular component (GO): cytoplasm
Molecular function (GO): MAP kinase phosphatase activity; protein tyrosine/serine/threonine phosphatase activity
Source: RefSeq, a predicted model, not a curated record